AUGAAUCUUCCAACAAAUGAAUAUGUACCUAAGCCUGAAGAUACAGCUGAAUUAAGAGAAGAGUUUUCACGAUCCAUAUUAAAUGAUUAUUCUCAAAUUCUUACAUAUUCUGCUGCUUAUUCGAUUACCCCUCAUCGAGUUCGACUUUGCAAAAUGAUGGAAAUUGCUCAUUUGGAGCCAGACUACAAAAACUCAUUGCACCAAUCCGCAAACUAA
Messenger RNA from Trichomonas vaginalis G3, 216 nucleotides. RefSeq lists its product as uncharacterized. The record is from RefSeq and is a predicted model, not a curated record. NCBI's taxonomy places the organism in Eukaryota, Parabasalia, Trichomonadida, Trichomonadidae. Bases 1 to 216 code for a protein of 71 amino acids. The transcript has a single exon.